GAGCAAUUCUUAGCUCCCCUCGGGUGCCCGAAGCGGUGAUCGGCCGGGGAAUCCCACCUCCCCGCAGGGCCUGCGGACAGGGACAAAAGGCGAGACCCUGCCACGCCGGCCGCGGGAGCGAGCCAAACUUCCAAGGAACUUCUCCGGGAGGGGCCCAUGCGGCUCUCCUGGCGCUUUGAGAGAGGCACUGAGCCUUGCCUGACCUCCUGGAUCAGGGCCACUGGAAACUCCUAGUCCUGACUGGCUGAGGACUCUGCUCUGCCCUGGGAGGCAGGUUAGAUGAUCCAGGAUGGAGGAGGAAGGUUCUCUGCUGAAGAUCCUGUCUGCUGGCUUGGGAAGGGAGGAUGGUCUCUACCCCACCUGGGUGGUGAUCACACUGGCUGUCAUCCUCAUCGUCACCAUCGUUGUGGACAUCCUGGGCAACCUCCUGGUGAUUGUCUCAGUCUUCAAGAACAAGAACCUGAGAAAAGCAGGCAAUGCCUUUGUGGUGAGCUUGGCCAUUGCAGAUCUACUAGUGGCUUUUUACCCUUAUCCCCUGGUCCUGAUGGCUAUUUUCCAUGAUGGCUGGGUGAUGGGGCACCUCCAUUGCCAGGUCAGCGGCUUCCUGAUGGGCAUCAGCGUUAUAGGCUCCAUCUUCAACAUCACUGGCAUUGCCAUUAACCGCUACUGCUACAUCUGCCACAGCCUGAAGUACGACAAGCUUUUCUCAGGUGCCAACACCAUGUGCUAUGUGGGGCUGGUCUGGGCGCUCACCUUGCUGGCCAUCGUGCCAAACCUCUUUGUGGAGUCCCUGCAGUACGACCCGCGAGUGUACUCCUGCACUUUUGCCCAGUCCGUCAGUGCCCUCUACACCAUCGCCUUGGUGGUCAUCCAUUUCUUCCUACCCAUUACCAUCGUCAGCUACUGCUACCUGCGGAUUUGGGUGCUGGUCAUCCAGGUGCGGCGCAGGAUCAAGCCGGACACACAGCCCAAAAUCAAGUCCCAUGAUUUCUGGAACUUCCUGACCAUGUUCGUGGUCUUUGUGCUCUUCGCUGUCUGCUGGGCACCGUUAAACUUCAUCGGCUUCACGGUGGCGGUCCAGCCCACACUGGGUUCCUUGAUACCCGAGUGGCUCUUCACGGCCAGCUACUUCUUGGCUUACUUCAACAGCUGUCUGAAUGCUGUGGUUUACGGGGCAAUGAACCAUAACUUUAGGAAAGAGUACAAGAGAAUCAUACUGACUGUGUUGCAGCUGGCUUACAGGGCUGAUGGAGACUAG
Molecule: messenger RNA, 1258 nt
Organism: Chelonoidis abingdonii (Abingdon island giant tortoise)
Lineage: Eukaryota; Metazoa; Chordata; Testudines; Testudinidae
Product: melatonin receptor type 1A-like
Biological process (GO): G protein-coupled receptor signaling pathway
Cellular component (GO): plasma membrane
Molecular function (GO): melatonin receptor activity
Source: RefSeq, a predicted model, not a curated record